AUGAGAAAAUCAAAGUUUCCAACUUCAGUCAAAGCAGAUAAACUUUAUGAGCUAAUUUUUGGCUCAGAAAAGCUCAAACCACACAUUAGCCCAGUUCUUUCACAGCUUAAUAUCUCAAUUCACGAUAUUGAGCCAAAAAGUAUAAAUGAUUUUCAAACGGAAGAUUCUAUUCAAGAAAUUGCCGAACUUAGAUUCAAUCACUACCAAAAAAAAAGACUUCAAAAGUUAGCUGAGGUUUCUAACUCCUCCCCCUCCGUGAGCGAACAAACCAUUGAAAAAAUCCCCCUCCAUGAGCGAAAAUUUUUUUUUGUUGAUAUAUAAGUGAUAAUUAUUAUGACGAAAUCUCUAGCUAUUCUCAUUAAUUUUAAACAAAUUGUGUUUUAAAACAUAAAAUUUACAAAUUAAAUUAAUAUUUGCUUCCAAUUGCGAAUCAGGAUUUUUUUAAAUUUUGAAAAAUAAAUUUUUACUAUAAAUUUGUAUAUAAAUUUUAUAAAAAAAAAAUUAACCCUCUUCUCUGACCAUCAAAACUUUUUUGUUCGCUUACGGAUGGGAGGGGAGCAAGGUUAUGCUCCAAAAAUAUCCCAAUGAAAGCGAAUUGCAAGAUGAUUCAAAUACAAUGAGCACCUGCGAUAUUGAGGCAGAAGUGCAGAGUCAAUUGUCAAGCGAGAAGACUAAAGAAAAGAGGUCAAGCUUGAAUGAAAUGCAAGAGAAAUGAAAUAAGGCAACUAAACUUAGACACAAAAGAAGGCAAGAAGCAGCGGACAGAGCUGUUAAACUGAUAAUGGAGCACCAAACACACUUUGUUGAAAAACUAAAAGAAAAAGAGCAAAGGACAAAAGAACAUUUGGAAAUGCAAUUAGAGAAAUUUAAUAAAAAACAAAAAAAACUGAAAGAACUAGAAUUAAAUAGAAAAGCAAGGCAAGGUUUUUCAUCAAGAGAGCAAAGCCAAGAAAAUUACAUAAAUAACUCAAGGUCAAUUUCUCCGGUCAAUGAAAAUUACCAUAAUGUUUCGUUUAAUACAAGAUCAAAAAGCAGGCUUUCUGGUGAUGAUUUUGAUACCUUAAUCGAUGAAAAAUUGAAGCAAUUUCAAAUAAAAAUGGACCUGGCGCUUCAAAGGCAUCAACUUUACAAUAAAGAGAAAUCAAAAACACAAGAAAAAAGGUGCUAUACAGUUAUGAAAAAACGAGAAGAAUGAGACGAAAAGAGAAGAGCUGAUGAAGAAAAAACAGUAAACGCGCUUUUUAAGCUUCAUGAUAGUCUAAUGCAAAGUCAUUAUAAUCGUGAAGAAAUAAAGAAAAAUAAAAAAAUUAAAUUGAUGCUGGAUCAGAAAAAAACAAAAAGCAAAAUGAUACUAGAUCAACAAACAGAAAAUUGACUGCAAAUAGAAAACCAAAUGAAUUUGAAAGAAAAAAAGAUACAGGAUAAAGUGGAAGAAUCAAAAAUGAAAAGAAUGAAAGAGGUUGAAAUCAAAAAAGAAAAGAAUCGCCUCAUAAUGAAUGAUGUGAUUGAAAAUAAGAGAAAAAAAGAAAAAAUUGAUGAAGAAAAGGCAAGAAAAAUAAUUGAAGAACACAAUAAAGAGUUGGAAGAAUUGAUUGAAAGGAAAAAAUGGAUGGAAACACUUGAUCAAAUUGCCAGGAAAAAGGAAAAUAAAUUGAUAUUAGAAAGCAAUAAGGUAAAAACGGAAGUUUCAUCAAAAAUGAUGGAAUUGCAUAAAAGCCUGAUAAAUUAA
Blepharisma stoltei is the source of this 1729-nucleotide messenger RNA. The record is from the annotation of a GenBank genome assembly. NCBI's taxonomy places the organism in Eukaryota, Ciliophora, Heterotrichea, Heterotrichida, Blepharismidae.